UCUGAAAACACUAUCAAGAUCAUAGAACCGAACCAAAAUGAAAGGCUGAAAUAUGCAGCACUGAGCUAUUGUUGGGGUCACCCAGAUGUGUGCAAACCCAACAAAACAACGAAGACCAACAAGACAUCGAGAGAGGAGAAGAUUUGUCUGAGUGAAUUAACGCGGACACUCCGAGACGCUAUAGAAUUAGUUCGGAAGCUUGAGAUUAACUACAUCUGGAUCGAUGCACUCUGUAUCAUUCAAGAUUGCAAUGAAGAUUGGGUCAAGGAGUCAAAACGAAUGCUCCUAUAUUAUGGAAACGCUUAUGUGACCAUC
Messenger RNA from Bipolaris victoriae FI3, 315 nucleotides. RefSeq lists its product as hypothetical. Lineage: Eukaryota; Fungi; Ascomycota; Dothideomycetes; Pleosporales; Pleosporaceae. The annotation marks the transcript as partial. The record is from RefSeq and is a predicted model, not a curated record. The transcript has a single exon.